CCGAGUUAUCCUCACAAGGGUCGCACGGGGUGCUGGAGCCUAUCCAAGCAGUCUUUGGGCAGUAGGCGGGGGACACCCUGAACCGGUUGCCAGCCAAUCGCAGGGUACACAGAGACGAACAACCACCCGCGCUCACACUCGCACCUAGGGACAAUUUGGAGUGGGGUUUUUUUUGGACCCCUCUCCACUUGCCUGUGCCCCAUGAGGAGGCAAGAAGUAAUGUUUCCCACUGUUCACAUUCAUCCUGUUGAUUUUCCCCCGGAGUGCGGCAGGACCACCAUUGCAAACAGAGCUGUUAAAACAGAUGCAAGUAUUUCUGUGGGAUGCUGGGAGGCCUCUGCUGGCAGCCACUUAAUACGAUAUGUGCCUGUAAGAUGAAGUCACAAACAUCGCAACUGUAGUUGACUCCCACUCGCCAGGCAGCACAGACAAGGCAUUAUUUGGAGUACCAGCUGGUACCACGGGCUCCUCAUCCUCCUCGUGUCUUUAUCUGUUGGUGACCCACAAAUCGGGACAUGGAUCGAAAAUGGAAACGCAAACCUGUGAUUGUCAUUUUGAGAUACGUCUUCACGCUCAGCUUUUGUACAUUUGCUUCUGCUCAAAGGGUCUGCACAGUGCCUGCUGGGCCUGUUCCUGUUCCAGAGAACAGCACUGCUGACCUCCAGGUGGUAAAAAUAAGCUCCGGUAGUGACGUAACACUGACUGUUGUGAGGAAUCCUGAAGAAAUGUUUUACCUGAAAGGCAAAACCCUGAUGGUGAAGAAAGAACUGGACUAUGAGGCUUUACCCAACAGAGCAGCUCUGGUGGUGUGGGUACAAUGCAGCAGACCAGGCUCCAAAUCUGUCAAUGAGUCUGUCGAAGUAUUGGUGGAAAAUAUAAACGACAACCCCCCAAACUUUGCUCAGAAUAACUACAUUCUGGAAGUAAAUGAGCUUACUCCUGUCAAUUCCAGUGUUGGACUGAUAGAAGCCUCUGAUGCUGAUUCUGAACCACUAUUUUAUCGCUUAGAGUCUGCCAUGGAUAAAUAUUUCCGUCUGGAGAACAUCAACACUCCAAAAUUACUUGUCAAAAGUGUGAUGGACUACGAUGUUGUCCAGAAAAUCUCACUGGUGUUACACGUACAGGACACGUUCAAUGGUUCAGCCUCCAAUGAGCCAUUCUUCACCUCCGUGACCACCAUCACGGUGCAUAUAAAGGACGUAGAUAACCGUCCGCCCUGGUUUCAGCCUUGUUUGAGGACUAAUUUAGGGCUUGCCAAGCUGUGUGUGAGCGCUGGUUACAGAGGCAAAGUCAAUCUAACGGAGAAGGAGGAAGGCCCGCUGAUGCUGGAACCCGGACCGGUUUUUGCAAAAGAUGGAGACAAGAAUAGAAGUGAACAGAUCAGCUACCGGAUUUUAAGAGGGAAUGAAGGAAAUCUAUUCCAGAUAGAUGAGGACACAGGGAAUAUCAGCAUGACUAAAGCUGCUGAUAUUGUGGGCCCAAUAACGCUCAUCGUUCUGGCAUCACAAGUGACCAACCGGGAUCAGUUUGCUGUGACGCAGGUGACCUUUGAUGUGACGAAGAAGAGCAGAAACCCUCCUCACUUUGAGAAGGAGCGUUACGAUGGCUUUAUCUACAGCAACUCCAUACCUGAGAGCAUGAUCCUCAGGGACCGCAGUAGCAACAGACCCUUUAGAGUCCGAGCGCGAGAUGAGGACUUUGCCAGUGGUGUGAAUCCGGACGUCAAAUAUGAGGUGCAGUACAGCAGUUACGUCAACGUGACCUCAGAUGGUUUUGUGAUUCUGAAGAGAGUCGUCAAGACGGAGUCAUUUGCUCUCCAGCUUCGAGCAGUGGACACAACAACAGGAGAAUUUGGUACAGCUGCCCUUUCUGUUCAGGUCAUACCUGCCGAUGCCAUGCCGUCCCCUUCGAAUGUUGGCUACCGUGCGGGUGACAUGGCACUCCUCGGGCUGGUUAUGGCGGCUUUGCUGGUCCUCUGCCUCAUUGUGAUUGGCUUCUUGAUUUCUCGCCUACGGAAGGGCAACUCCAGCUUGGACAAAUUAUGUGAGUGCUUGGUCUGUCUGAAGUCUGAGCCGCCAAAUAGGGGCCGCAGAGACUCCCUGCAGUACACCAAUGACGGGUUCCAGAACGAGGCCGACGCAAGCCGUGGCCGAUGGAAGAACGCCAUUCCCAGACGGAACACCUUCCCCGGGGGGCGAGUCAUACCCCUGGGGAAACGCAACCGCCAUUGUUCCUCCUGCGGCGUCUUUACUAACCACGCCUCCAAAGGGAGUCCCUCGGUAAGACACUCAAGGAGAGGCAGAGGAGAUGGAGGUGAUUACAGCUCAAGGUCCACCUUGGCCAAGCAGAGGAGGAAGGAAGGGCAGAAGACCGUGUGGUUCAAGGAAAUCGAGGACUCCUCCGAUAUUGAGGUGGAGAUUAUCCCGGACACCGUGGGCCGGGUAGAGGAGGAGACGCAGGAGGAGCUGGAAGGGGAGUUGCUGAUGGAGGCAGUCGUCAAAGACCCUGCUGCCCCACGCACAGAAUCCCAUGAUGGGCAGGAAAGCCACAGCGCGGAGCCCAGAGCUGAACAGGACAAUGGUAGUACUACUACCUCGGAAAAGAAGAAGGAAGUGCAGGAAGGGCUCGAUGAGCCAGAUGGCUGACAGGACAUUUAGCUCGAGUCGGUGUCACUAUUGGAUACUUCCGUCAGCCAAGGUCUGAACAGUCCAGUCCACAAAGACUGCAAAACCUUUAACUAAAGAUCCAAAGGUAUGGAUUUACUACUGUGAGUUUCUUUGAAUUUUGUGUUCACACACACAAACACGUAGGCAUCGACACACGUAUCGAAUUGAUUUUAUUCUGACGAUGCCUACUCAAGUUGAUGCUUCAAAGUUUUACCAGCUCAACGCCUAGUUUAAUGUCGGAGAAUUUUCUAAAUUUGUCAAGUGAACUAAACUGAACUGUCACUUAUGAUUGGGGGAAAAAAGAAAAACAGACAAUCUUUACACUUUUACUUAAAAUAUAAACAUAUACUGUAUAUUUCCCAUAAAACACACGUUUUUAGAGAGUAGUUAUUGUUGCUGUAUGAUUAAUAUUUGAAAAUGUGCACUAUUACAAUGUUUGACACUAACAAACUACUGAUUUUAUAAUUGGCUGGUUGGUGCUACU
Molecule: messenger RNA, 3150 nt
Organism: Hippocampus zosterae (dwarf seahorse)
Lineage: Eukaryota; Metazoa; Chordata; Actinopteri; Syngnathiformes; Syngnathidae
Gene: cdhr5a
Product: cadherin-related family member 5a
Exons: 14
Coding region: 516-2645 (709 amino acids)
Biological process (GO): calcium-dependent cell-cell adhesion; cell-cell junction assembly; adherens junction organization
Cellular component (GO): membrane; adherens junction; catenin complex
Molecular function (GO): cadherin binding; calcium ion binding
Source: RefSeq, a predicted model, not a curated record